Colletotrichum godetiae is the source of this 948-nucleotide messenger RNA. RefSeq lists its product as uncharacterized. The record is from RefSeq and is a predicted model, not a curated record. Bases 1 to 948 code for a protein of 315 amino acids. The transcript is spliced from 2 exons. NCBI's taxonomy places the organism in Eukaryota, Fungi, Ascomycota, Sordariomycetes, Glomerellales, Glomerellaceae. Gene Ontology annotation, molecular function: acyltransferase activity, transferring groups other than amino-acyl groups.
AUGUCCAACCUCACAAUUUCCCCCCCGACACCCCCCGAAACCCCCCAAAUCGCCACAAUCCACAUCUCGUCAAUGUCCUCCAACCCCCUCCUCCCCCUCCAAUUCCCCACGCCCGCCUCCCUCGCCGACCUCCACGACCACCUCGCCUCCGACGCCCUGCAUCACCUAACUCACAACGACACGCCGCAGAUUCUCGUGGCUCGAGUCAAAGCCGAUUCCGACGUGAACGCGGACGCGGCCGCGGACGUGGCCGCCGAGGACGAUGGUACCGGAACCGAAAAUAUCACCGACAACGGUGGCCGUGGAUGGGGACGUAUCAUCUCCUUUGUGAAAUGGGACAUCAUCCGACAUCGACAUCGACCUCGUAGCCAAGCCAACAAACCCCCCACCGCAUCCGCCAGCGGCUCACGACGCUUAGAGCCGGGUAACAUACUGCCAGCGGCGGCGGCGGCAGUGGAUGAUGCGGGUGAAGAGGAGCCUCCUCGGGACCAACAAGCCCAUCAACAUUCGAAAGCGGAGGGCGGAGGAGACAAAGUAAGCGCCGCGGCGGAGGUUGAGGCGCAGGACGACAACAACGACGAAAGCGAGGACGAAGAGUGGCCCGCUUCAGCGAACCGAGAAUACCUCACCGCCUAUGCGAAAGCCGCAUCAAAAGCACGUCGGGAAGCCAUGGGCUCACGGCCUUUUCUCCAUUUGACGUUCUUGUGCACUGACUACCGCUUCCGCGGCCGCGGCGCGGGGAAGGCUCUCGUACAUGCCGCUACGAAAGCCGCCAGAGCUGAGGGGCUGCCAGUAUUCCUCGAAAGCACGACGGAUGCUGUGCCGUUCUAUGAAAGGCUGGGUUUUGUAAUGAUCGGAAAAUUCCACAUGGAUCUCCCAGGCGAAGCCCCGUCGGCGAAGAGAGCAAUGAUCUAUGAGGAGACCCUCAUGAUACUUGAGAAUAUCUAA